Lates calcarifer (barramundi perch) is the source of this 3406-nucleotide messenger RNA. RefSeq names its product TNF receptor-associated factor 3 (gene traf3). NCBI's taxonomy places the organism in Eukaryota, Metazoa, Chordata, Actinopteri, Centropomidae. Gene Ontology annotation, biological process: tumor necrosis factor-mediated signaling pathway; regulation of canonical NF-kappaB signal transduction; innate immune response. Gene Ontology annotation, cellular component: plasma membrane signaling receptor complex. The transcript is spliced from 14 exons. The record is from RefSeq and is a predicted model, not a curated record. Bases 598 to 2385 code for a protein of 595 amino acids. Gene Ontology annotation, molecular function: zinc ion binding; tumor necrosis factor receptor binding.
GACGGGAGGUGAAGUCCUGAUCUACAAGAUGAAACAGAAACAUGAGCUGACGCAGGUGAAGACAAAGCCAAACAUCGUCAGUCGUCAGGGAUCUGAAGGUUUUCAGAGUUAAAACAGAAAAAUCAAACCAGAAACAGAAAGUUUUCAUUUGGGUCAAAUCAACAUUUUCUCUCAGAAUAUUGUGUGUGAAGCACUUCACAGUAUUUAUUACACAUCCUCCCCCUGGUGGUCUGGUUCCUUUUCUGCAGUCUGUAACAAACAGCGCCCCUGGUGGUCUGGUUCCGUCCCGGGCAGCUGGGGGAUUUCCUGGGCGGAAGCUGCGGAGGGGGUUUCCAGUGUGAUCAGCCCAGUCCUCCCCGCUGGAUCUCUGAACUGGAUCCCUGUGACUUCUCUCUCACACACAGAUUCUGGACGCUCAGAACCCAGGGAAUCCCGAACAAGAACCCCGAACCUGAACCCGGACCAUGAGGAGUUUGCCUGAGGCCUGGAGGCUCCGAGGCAGCGGCAGCGGCGGGUUGACGGUUUGAAUCCCGGAGAGAGUCCACCGAGCCGAGGAGCUGCUGAGCUGAGCUGUGGCCUGCGGAGGAGAUUCAUGUCAUGUCAGCAGGGAGGAGUGCUGACGGGAGGGAGGUGCAGAUUCCCCUCCAGCAGGUGGCGCCCUCCCUGGCUGCUUCCCUCUCUGUGGCCCCUCCCAUCACCCCGCCCUCUCACCGCCCAGCCAAUCCCUGGCCUUCCAGCGACCCCGCGGCCUCACAAGGUGUCCCUGCAGGGUUCCUGCCUCUUCACGGAGGAUUCAGAGAUCACUUUGUAGAGACUCCAGAGGCCAAAUACUGCUGCGAGGUCUGCAGGUUGGUCUUGUGUCAGCCCCGUCAGACCGAGUGUGGACACCGCUUCUGUCAGAGCUGCAUUGGCAACAUCCUCAGUCAGCCCAACCCGGUGUGUCCAGCUGACAUGGAGCCGCUGUUCAAGGACAAGAUCUUCAGAGAUGUUUGCUGCCAUCGGGAGAUCAUGGCUCUGAAGGUUUACUGUCGCAGUGAAGUCAAUGGUUGUCAGGAGCAGAUGAGUCUGCACCAGAUACCUGACCACCUGAAUGUGUGUCCGUUCUUUGAGGUUCCCUGUCCGUUGGGUAAAUGUAAAGAACGAAUGAUGAGGAAAGAGAUUCCAGACCAUUUGAGCUGGAAAUGUAAACACAGAGAGACCACCUGCGAGUUCUGCAUGACCAAGAUGCCUCUGACCGACCUGCAGAAACACAAGGAGACGGUGUGUCCAGCAUUCCCAGUCUCCUGUCCAAACCACUGUUCCUUCUCCUCCCUACCACGGAGUGAGCUGUCCAGUCACCAACACGACUGUCCCAAAGCUCAGGUCAGCUGUCAGUUCCACCGCUAUGGCUGCACCUUUAAGGGUUUGAACCAGGAAAUGAGGCAACACGAGUCCACCUUCGCAGCUGAACACCUGAGAAUGAUGGCAAACAGGAACUCCUUGUUGGAGAACAAGGUGGAGGAUGUUAAAGGUGAGCUGUUGGAGAGGUAUAAGGUGCUUCCUGCUCUCAGCAGUCGUUUGUCUGAACUGGAGAACCAGAACGACGAGCUGAGAGACAAGAACCGACAGAUGGAGCAGAAACUGGCCACCAUGCAGAAACUAAUGAGCUCUCACUCAGAAAAGCUCCUUGAGGUGGAGCUGGAGCUUCGUUCUCUCCGUCUGCUCAGAGACGAGGUGGAGAACCUGAGAGGAACGCUGGAGAACGUACGGACGAGGCUGAAUGCUCUAGAACAAGGGGGACGCAGCGGAACUGGAUCCACAACACACACUCUGGCACCCCUGGAGACUCAGCUUAAUCGACAUGACGAUAUGUUAAGUGUCCAUGAGAUCCGACUGGCCGACAUGGACCUGCGUUUCCAGGUGCUGGAGACAGCGAGCUACAACGGGACUCUGAUCUGGAAGAUCCGUGACUAUAAGAGACGGAAACAGGAAGCGGUGGCUGCUAAGACACUGUCGCUGUAUUCACAACCAUUUUACACCGGAUACUUUGGAUAUAAGAUGUGUGCUCGGGUCUACCUGAACGGAGACGGCAUGGGUAAGGGGACGCACCUGUCGCUGUUCUUUGUGGUGAUGAGGGGAGAGUACGACGCCCUGCUGCCCUGGCCUUUCAAACAGAAGGUGACUCUGAUGCUAAUGGACCAGGGCCCAUCCAGGAAGCACCUUGGUGACGCCUUUAAACCUGAUCCCAACAGCAGCAGCUUCAGACGUCCUGCGGCAGAGAUGAACAUUGCCUCCGGCUGUCCUCUGUUUGUGUCUCAGAGCGUCCUGGAGACCGGCAGCUACAUCAAAGACGACACCAUUUUUAUCAAGGUUACCGUGGAUACCUCUGACCUCCCUGACCCGUGACAUUUUGACCCGUCUGACCUCUGACCUCACUGGUCUGAGAUCAGCUCACCUGUCCACACCCAGCAGAGCAAAGAAUUAUGGGAAGGAUCAGCGAUAAUCCGACUGAGAGCAACGCUGACAGAACAGGAGAAGAGUCAGACAGGAAGCAGCCAAUCAGAGUGAACUCUACACAGACUGGAGGGCGGCUCCUCCUCUGAUUGGCUGAUGGACUAAAGAACUCUGUGUGUGUGAAUGGAUCAGUGCCAACAUGGCCGUCGCAGCAGGAUGUUGUUGCUGCUCAUUACUGAUGCUGUGCAUCGAACUUUACUUCCUGUUUAUUACCUGUUUACCAAGGCAUGCUGGGAAAUCCACCACAGCCACAGAGGAGCAUAGAAAACCAGAACAGACCAGAUCAGACCAGAACAGAAUAGACCAGCAGGAUCCAGUACAAACCAAUGAAAAUCAAUAAAUAGCAGGUCCUUUUAAACCAGUAGAAACCAGUAAAGAUCAGUAAGGUCCAGUGAAGAGUCACUUUGAAGAGAGGAGGGAUAUUGAUUAUUGAUGAUUGAUAACUGCGAUGUGUGUGACGUUUUUCUUCCUGUUGUGAGUAGAAACAGUAGAAAUAAACUGUAGAAACAUUAUUGAUCAUCUGUCUGGUCAGAGGUGUUGAACGUAUUUUCCUUAUUAUUUCUAAACAGGUAAGUUCAGUCAGUUCACCUGGUGUCAGCAGGUAGGAGGAGGAUGAACACUAGAGCUUCAGAGGGUCACAGCUGAAUUUUAUUUUCCUUCACUGAGUGUUGAGGUGAUCUGAAACUGAGGAAACCCUGAACGGACACAAAGUCAGGACAUGUGUUAGAGAGUAGAGACCUGAUCCAGAAAGAUUCAUGAUUCAGAUCUGGAUUCCAGAAUCCAGUCAGCUGUUCCUCUGUGGCCUCUGUGAGUUUCUCAGCGUUGACAGAAUUCAUCUGACUCAUUGAUUCAUUUGCACAAUUUGAAUGUUUGUUAACGUGUGACAAUAAAGAUAAAGAGAAAACACAAAGAA